Papaver somniferum (opium poppy) is the source of this 3466-nucleotide messenger RNA. RefSeq lists its product as uncharacterized. The coding region runs from base 163 to 3246 and encodes 1027 amino acids. The record is from RefSeq and is a predicted model, not a curated record. The transcript has 8 exons. Lineage: Eukaryota; Viridiplantae; Streptophyta; Magnoliopsida; Ranunculales; Papaveraceae.
UGUUCGAAUUUUGCUCUUUCUUAUUCUUCUUCAUCUUCUUCUCUCACUCCUCAGUUCUUCUCACUCAAAAUCUUCAUUAUUUUUUUCCCUCCAAAAAAACAAACAAACAAACAAACUAGUCGUAGGGUUUCGUAUGAUUGUAUAUCCAUUAUCACUAACAAUAUGAUGGAAAGUGAUAAUUGCAGAAGCGAUACCCUAGCUCAGUUCCCCUCACCUUCAUCAUCGCAAUCGGUUCUAGGUGGAGAUUUGUCCAAGGAUGAUGAGAAUGCAAAAGAAUUUGGUUUACCCAAUGAUACUGUGAGAUAUGAGGAUGAAGAAUUUGAAUCUCAAUUUGAAACUCAAGAAUUAGAAGAUGCAGAUUGUCAUGGGUUUGCUGACAGUGAUGGAGAAGGAACAGAUACGACUCUAGUAUUGGAGGAUAAUGGUGACAAUGAUGAUGGAUGUCGUAGCGAUGAUACUCCAACGAGUUUUAGGAAGAGGAAGGACCUUGUUUUGGAUUCUGACGCUUCGGCUGACAAGUGUGCUUCAGGAUCUGUGAAAAGGAGCCGUAUGUCAGUAUGUGUAGCAUCAUUAAAGGGUUUCUCUAAUGAGGCUGCUCGCACUGUGUCAAAGAAUCUUGGGGAUGAUGAAGAGAUGGCUGAUACAAGAAAUCCAACUCCAGUCAUAACUCAGUUUAUAGAUGAUGCCAAAAGUGACCAUGGUAUGUGCAAUCGGAACAUAAAAGGAGGUAGAACAGUCGGUGCUAAUACAGUAGUGAAAAAGCUUUCUUUUGAAGAUACCUCAAAUUUGAAUAAUUUCUCAUUCAAAGAUAAUGAGAGUACUGAUGGAGCACAAGAUACAACUUUGUCGAUUGAUUUCAAUCAUCAACUCGCUGGGUUAAGCUAUCUUGAUUCAGAGGAACCUGGAGAAUGGACUCAAAACAAUGCAUUAGAUAUUGUGGAUAAGUUUUUGUCAGUCAACGACUUAAAGAUGUCCCAAGAAGCUGUUCCAGAGAAAGCUAGUAAUGAGAAUAAUUUUUCUGUGUCAAGGACAAAGGAUACUCUAGAAUUGGCUAAGAGAAUAAAUAUCAGGAGCCCAACAAGAGAUGUGAGUAUUUUUGAUUGGCGUGAUAUCCCAGAGGAUGAGGAAGCUGGAAUUUCCUCCUUUAAGAGUAAGAAAAAGGAUAGAAGUUCCUCCUGUAAGAAGAAGAAAGAAGGUUUGAGCCUCGGUAAAAGAAUGACGGGUGUAGCUCGUUCAGACUCCAGUUUAUUGUUAGAUGACCCGAAAGGAGUAAGCAAAGGUAUUGAAACAUCUGAAUUGGAGAUCAACAACAGUUUCGAGUUCGGCAAACAACUAGAUGCAGUAAUUCAAGAGAAGCUGCCAGAAGUAACUGGUAUAAACAAUGAUGCAAUGGAUAUGUAUGAUGUUGGUUUUGAUACCCAAAUGGCUGCUCAAGCUAUGCAAGACUUGCUCUGUGGGCACCCUGCCGGCCAUGAUAGUGAUAAUUCUCACCAACUUACAGAAAAGACUAUUGUUCGUUCUCCCAGGGGUGAUCCACAGAUAAAAUCUUGUUUAAAGCAUGACUUGGUUCAUAAGAAGCAUCGUUCUACUGAUACAGAUGCUGCAAUUAGACAAGAUAAGAAAAUGAAGAUAGCGGAAGCAAAAUCAUGUAAAGAAAUCACAUCUCGUACUAUCUCCGUAAAAUUAAGGGGGAAGCCACGGAAACCAGCUUCAGGAGAGAAGCGAAAAGCAACGAACAACUUGAAACGGGAGGGUGCAUAUUCGGGCACAAAAUCUAAAAAAUCUGCUGACAGUAGAAAGACUGUGGUAGAACAGGUAAUGAGAAGCGUCAUAGGGGCCAAUAGUUUGGACAAUUUGUUAGAAUCAAAUGAAAAUAUCUCGCUAAACCAAAGUCUGUUGCAGGAGGUCGGUACGUUCACACCCAUUGCUUGUCGUACGAGGCGAUCUAGAACAGCAAAACCAUUGGAAGGACUGAACUUAUCUACCAAUUCUGAAAGAGUCAAAUCCCAAUUGCCAAAUAUAAAGGAGCAGAGUCAGCAAAACAACCGAGAUCUUGGAGGGUUCCACGAAGUAAGCGACUGCCGUCGGAGCAGGGGAUCAUGUUCAAAUGUAGCUGUUCACUUGAACAGAGAUUGUAACUUAGAUGAUCAGCCCAACGUGACAACGGAAGAAAUCAACUUUGGAUUUAUUCCAAGGAGGAAAAGAUCAAAAUGCAGGGUCAGAGGUUCUUUUAACAGUGAAAUGAAAAAUGAUACUGGGUCAAUGGGAAAGAAGUUUGGAGAAACCAUGGCGGGCAAAAAUUUAUGUGAAUCAGGUCUAGCUGGUGGUACUGUAAACUGUUCUAUAACUGUUGUCAAUGGGAAUUUGGUUCCUAAAGUUUUGGGCAAAGCCAAGUCAUCAGGAGACUGUGGGAAAGUAACUGAAGUAUUUAUAUCAUCUAAUGAAAAUGCAGAACAGUGUAAUACACUUGAUGUAGCAUCACCGGUCUUUACGCAGUACUAUUGUCGGAAAAAAUCUAGGAAGAAAAGCCUGCGAAGACCAUUACUCGCAGAAGAACUUACUAGGUUAGAUUCUAUUGAAGCAUCACCUAACCCUGUAGUGAAGGAUCUGAGGAAAAGGAGAGAUACGGCCAGCGUUCGUGUCUUGUUUAGCAAUCACUUGGACGAGGAUAUAAUAAAACAUCAACAGAAGAUUUCCAGACGGUUAGGCAUUUAUGUUGCAUCAUCUUCUUCAGAAGCCACACACUUUGUUGCUGAUCAAUUUGCACGUACAAGGAAUAUGUUAGAAGCAAUUGCUCAUGGUAAACAUGUGGUUACACAUCUUUGGCUUGAAAGCUGCGAACAAGCUGGUUGUUUAAUCGAUGAGAAAAAUUACAUACUAAGGGAUCCCAAAAAAGAAAAAGAGAUUGGAUUCAGCAUGCCAGUUACAUUGGCACGUGCCCGCAAAAGUCCACUUUUACAGGAUAAACAAGUUUUCAUCACACCAAAUGUAAAACCUAGUAAACAACUGGUCUCCGACUUGGCCAAGGCAGUGCAUGGUCAGAUUGUGGAGGAAAUGGGGAAAUUUGCGAAGAACAAUAACAAAAUUCCAGAUGAUCUUUUGGUAUUUUCUUGUGAAGAAGAUCACAGAAUAUGCAUGCCUCUGGUUAAGAAAGGAGCUGCAAUUUAUAGCUCAGAGAUUCUACUGACGGGGAUUAUUGUUCAGAAACUGGAGUAUGGGAGACAUCGACUCUUCAGGGAUCAAUAGUAGGAGGAUUUACCCACCACCACCCAACCAGAAGAAUGAUACAAGUUAAAACACUCGGUUCCUUGUUGUAUCUUGUUCUCGGAUGUAAAUUAUCUUCAUUUUCUAUGUUUUUCUUCAUUCUCUCCCCAUUUUUUUGUUGUUGUAUAUUGUGGGAGUUCUCUUCAAACGUGGUUCUGUUGUAUAUCCUUGGUGCAUUUAAAGUUCAUCAAUUUUGUCUUUA